Xenopus laevis (African clawed frog) is the source of this 1049-nucleotide messenger RNA. RefSeq names its product carbonyl reductase 1, gene 2 L homeolog (gene cbr1.2.L). The transcript is spliced from 3 exons. The record is from RefSeq and is a predicted model, not a curated record. Bases 76 to 909 code for a protein of 277 amino acids. NCBI's taxonomy places the organism in Eukaryota, Metazoa, Chordata, Amphibia, Anura, Pipidae.
ACUGCUUUCACAUUCACAUCACAUACUGGAGCCCCAGUUAUUAGAUCCCUGUAUCUUGUAAGCUCUGUUGGCAGAAUGGCCGGUGCAAAGGUGGCAGUAGUAACAGGGGGCAAUAAAGGGAUUGGACUGGCCAUAGUGAGAGCUCUCUGCAAACAGUUCAAGGGAGACGUGUACCUGACAGCCAGAGACCCCAAGUUGGGAGUAGAAGCCAUCAGGGCCCUGAAGGAGAAGGAAGGGCUGUCCCCUCUUUUCCACCAGCUGGAUAUCAACAAUCUGCAGAGCAUUAGGACCCUGGGGAGUUUCUUAAAGGAGAAGUACGGUGGGAUCGAUGUGCUCAUUAACAACGCUGGCAUUGCAUUUAAAGUUGCUGACACCACCCCAAUUGCCACCCAGGCCGAGAUGACGCUGAAAACCAACUUCUUUGCCACCAGAGAUGUAUGCAAUGUGCUCCUCCCACUGAUUAAGCCCCAUGGUCGGGUGGUUAAUGUGUCCAGUUUUGUCAGUCUCAUGGCCCUUGAGCGCUGUAGCCCAGAACUGCAGAAGGUGUUUCGCAGCGACACCAUCACAGAGGAGGAGCUGGUUACAUUAAUGGAGAAGUUUGUGGAAGAUGCCAAGAAGGGAGUCCAUGAGACACAAGGAUGGCCAAACAUGGUUUAUGGGGUGUCCAAAGUUGGGGUGACUGUACUAUCCAGAAUCCAAGCCAGGGAGCUGAAUGAAAAGAGACAAAAUGAUGGGAUCCUGCUCAACGCCUGCUGCCCGGGGUGGGUGAAAACUGACAUGGCUGGGACCAACGCUCAAAAAUCCCCAGAUGAAGGUGCAGAGACACCUGUGUAUUUAGCUCUCCUGCCCAACAAUGCAGAUUCUCCUCACGGGGAGUUGGUGAGUGAGAAGAAAGUUGUGCCCUGGUAAAUUUCUAACCUCCCCCCGGCACUCAUUACUAACCUGUGUGCCCCCAUAAAAAGGUUCUGCCUUAAGCAUCUGAGACCUUAUAACACUCCAUCUACCUGAAAUGUAAUUUUAUCAUUAGAAAUAAAAUAUCAUUUACCAAA